Molecule: messenger RNA, 2322 nt
Organism: Pongo pygmaeus (Bornean orangutan)
Lineage: Eukaryota; Metazoa; Chordata; Mammalia; Primates; Hominidae
Gene: LMBR1L
Product: limb development membrane protein 1 like
Exons: 17
Coding region: 303-1793 (496 amino acids)
Biological process (GO): signal transduction; receptor-mediated endocytosis
Cellular component (GO): plasma membrane
Molecular function (GO): transmembrane signaling receptor activity
Source: RefSeq, a predicted model, not a curated record
GCACUUCCUCGUAGCGGAGCCUAGUGGCGGGUGUUCGCGUUGAAACGUGCGCGCGACCCGACCUUAAAGGGGGGGAGCAAAGGGAGGACAGAGCCCUUUAAAACGAGGCGGGUGGUGCCUGCCCCUUUAAGGGCGGGGCGCCCGGACGACUGUAUCUGAACCCCAGACUGCCCCGAGUUUCUGUCGCAGGCUGCGAGGAAAGGCUCCUAGGCUGGGUCCGGGUGCUUGGCGGCGGCGGCUUCCUCCCCGCUCGUCCUCCCCGGGCCCAGAGGCACCCCGGCUCCAGUCAUGCUGAGCAGAGUAUGGAAGCACCUGACUACGAAGUGCUAUCCGUGCGAGAACAGCUAUUCCACGAGAGGAUCCGCGAGUGUAUUAUAUCAACACUUCUGUUUGCAACACUGUAUAUCCUCUGCCACAUCUUCCUGACCCGCUUCAAGAAGCCUGCUGAGUUCACCACAGUGGAUGAUGAAGAUGCCACCGUCAACAAGAUUGCGCUCGAGCUGUGCACCUUUACCCUGGCAAUUGCCCUGGGUGCUGUCCUGCUCCUGCCCUUCUCCAUCAUCAGCAAUGAGGUGCUGCUCUCCCUGCCUCGGAACUACUACAUCCAGUGGCUCAAUGGCUCCCUCAUCCAUGGCCUCUGGAACCUUGUUUUUCUCUUCUCCAACCUGUCCCUCAUCUUCCUCAUGCCCUUUGCAUAUUUCUUCACUGAGUCUGAGGGCUUUGCUGGCUCCAGAAGGGGUGUCCUGGGCCGGGUCUAUGAGACAGUGGUGAUGUUGAUGCUCCUCACUCUGCUGGUGCUAGGUAUGGUGUGGGUGGCGUCAGCCAUUUUGGACAACAACAAGGCCAGCAGAGAGUCACUCUAUGACUUCUGGGAGUACUAUCUCCCCUACCUCUACUCAUGCAUCUCCUUCCUUGGGGUUCUGCUGCUCCUGGUGUGUACUCCACUGGGUCUCGCCCGCAUGUUCUCCGUCACUGGGAAGCUGCUGGUCAAGCCCCGGCUGCUGGAAGACCUGGAGGAGCAGCUGUACUGCUCAGCCUUUGAGGAGGCAGCCCUGACCCGCAGGAUCUGUAAUCCUACUUCCUGCUGGCUGCCUUUAGACAUGGAGCUGCUACACAGACAGGUCCUGGCUCUGCAGACACAGAGGGUCCUGCUGGAGAAGCGGCGGAAGGCUUCAGCCUGGCAACGGAACCUGGGCUACCCCCUGGCUAUGCUGUGCUUGCUGGUGCUGACGGGCCUGUCUGUGCUCAUUGUGGCCAUCCACAUCCUGGAGCUGCUCAUCGAUGAGGCUGCCAUGCCCCGAGGCAUGCAGGUUGUACUCAUCUUGUAUCCUUCUGGAAACCCAUCAUUGCCUCUGUUCAGCAAACCUGUCUCCUGGGACUCUAGACAGAGCACUUCUUGGACUUUUUACCUAAUGGUGUCCUCAGUUGUGGGCUUCUAUAGCUCUCCACUCUUCCGGAGCCUGCGGCCCAGAUGGCACGACACCGCCAUGACGCAGAUAAUUGGGAAUUGUGUCUGUCUCCUGGUCCUAAGUUCAGCACUUCCUGUCUUCUCUCGAACCCUGGGGCUCACUCGCUUUGACCUGCUGGGUGACUUUGGACGCUUCAACUGGCUGGGCAAUUUCUACAUUGUGUUCCUCUACAACGCAGCCUUUGCAGGCCUUACCACACUCUGUCUGGUGAAGACCUUCACUGCAGCUGUGCGGGCAGAGCUGAUCCGGGCCUUCGGGCUGGACAGACUGCCGCUGCCCGUCUCCGGUUUCCCCCGGGCAUCUAGGAAGACCCAGCACCAGUGACCUCCAGCUGGGGGUGGGAAGGAAAAAACUGGACACUGCCAUCUGCUGCCUAGGCCUGGAGGGAAGCCCAAGGCUAGUUGGACCUCAGGACCUGGAAUCUGAGAGGGUGGGUGGCAGAGGGGAGCAGAGCCAUCUGCACUGUUGCAUAAUCUGAGCCAGAGUUUGGGACCAGGACCCCCUGAUUUUCCAUACUUAACUGUGGCCUCAGCAUGGGGUAGGGCUGGGUGACUGGGUCUAGCCCCUGGUCCCAAAUCUGUUUACACAUCAAUCUGCCUCACUGCUGUUCUGGGCCAUGCCCAUAGCCAUGUUUACAUGAUUUGAUGUGCAAUAGGGUGGGGUAGGGGCAGGGAAAGGACUGGGCCAGGGCAGGCUUGGGAGAUAAUCUCCCUUGCCUCUAGCCCAGCAGAGCCUAAGCACUGUGCUAUCCUGGAGGGGCUUUGGACCACCUGAAAGACCAAGGAGAUAGGGAGGAGGAGGCUUCAGCCAUCAGCAAUAAAGUUGAUCCCAGGGUUUGCUUUGUUUUUUUAAA